This is a messenger RNA of Eremomyces bilateralis CBS 781.70, 8210 nucleotides long. RefSeq lists its product as uncharacterized. Gene Ontology annotation, biological process: cell morphogenesis. The record is from RefSeq and is a predicted model, not a curated record. The transcript has 4 exons. Gene Ontology annotation, cellular component: cell cortex; site of polarized growth. NCBI's taxonomy places the organism in Eukaryota, Fungi, Ascomycota, Dothideomycetes, Eremomycetales, Eremomycetaceae. The coding region runs from base 427 to 8148 and encodes 2573 amino acids.
CUUAUUACAAUAGUAGCAACGUGAUUCUAAAGCUUCUUCCAUCAUGACCCGCCGACUCCUCCCAUUCAUUGGCUGCAACGGCGGCAAACAGCCGCCAGGAACCACGACGUCUGUGCCUGAAUACACCCUGAUCCUCCUCAGUCUCCAAACUCUCCUUUGCCUUGGACCAACCGUGAACUGACUGAGGGACUAUUAUUGUCUACUGACUUGUUGGACUGUCGGACUGUCCGGGUUUAGUGAUUUGACGCCUGCAUUCGUCUUCUGUCACGACUCCACCCCCUCGUGCUUCGUCAAGCUCUCUAUAUUGCGUGGCUAUCGUCCUUGACCUCCUCAUCUAUUGGUGAAUCCCCCACUGUACUUCUUGCUCAAGAAGAGAUGGUGUGAGGUACUCCGUUUGACGCAUCUGGGAGAUGCGAAACUGCUGGCAUGUCUGCACCCCAAGCGUCGCAUGCGCGUGCACAUGCCGGAAGUCUGUCUCACCAUGUCACUGCUGCGGACAUCCCCGCAACUAACACGAACAUUUCACCGGUCCCGUCCAUACCAUCGCGGGAACCGUCGUUGACACGAGGACGAGCCUUGACAUCAUCCUCCGCCCGCGGUUCCUCUUCACGAUCCCACACGCCUGCAACGGCAGUGCCCAAACUCCCGACCGCCAUCGAAAACUCCAGCUUGGAUCGGAGACCGUCGUUGAAUUACGGACACCAUCGGCAGACAUCCAUCGUGCAUGGCGUACAGCAUUCGAGGAACACGAGCUUUGUCAAUUCUCCGGCGACGAGCCCGCUGAAUACCCACGUAUUGGCAUCCAUCGGAAAUGCCAACCCGUAUUCACCGGAAAGCUAUAUCAUGGAGCAGGACGAGAUGAAUAAUAUGCCGACCGCCAUGGGGGCACAGGCGGCGACAAACGGGACCGGGAAACAUUCACAAGCCCCUUCCCUCCAUGAUGCCACUUACAUCGACCCGACGAGGAGGAUGGAGAGAGUGCAUAGUGGGAGGUCGAGGAAAGACCUCCAUGGCAGGUCAUUGUCACGGCAUCAUCCACAGGAGAUCAAGACCGUGGGAGAAUACGCUUUGCACCACUUGUUCAAUUCGUUUGUCGCGCAGGCCGAUCAAAAGCUAAAUGCCUGCAUUACCGAACCCCACGAGGCCGAACCUCGAGUCGAGCUGAUAUGUGGCCCGGGUGUGGAUGCGAACUUCGACCAACUGAUCUCCGCGCUCGGUCACAUUGCGCGGCAGAAGCCCAAACCUCUCAUCGACACCCUCAUGUUCUGGCGGAAGGCCAAGAGUGAAGCGGCCGCCACUGCCCGAGCUGCUCUCAAUGAAAGCCGCGUGCCGUUGUCCACAAACGGAUUGCCAACUCGACGAGGAACCGAUUCACAACAAUCGAUUGACGCUCAGUUGCAGAAACAAGUGGUGCCGAAUCAUAUGCAGACGAUGCUACUUCAGCAAAAUGUUGCCCAUGCAGAGAGGCGAUCCAUCGUCUCCAUAUAUCUGUUGUGUCGGGUCCUGAUUGAGAUCUUCGCUCAGACGACUCUCGCCAAUGUGGGACAAGACGUUGCCGCGAAGGUGGAAGAUGUGAUAUACACCCAAUUGAAGCAAUUCGACCCGGACCACUUGGAGGAAUCGCCGUUGCGACAGGCGAAUUGGCUCGUUUUUGGCCAGCUGCUCGGAGUUAUGAGCCAAAUCAGCUUCGAGACCGUCUCGUCCCGGUUUCUGUCCGACCUGGAGGCGAUGCAGCAGCACCUUGGUGUGAAAGGACUUGCGGGCGGGGAGAUCGAGGGUCGGGCCGUCCUUAUCAUUCGCGGAAUGCGCUCCCUCAAGCUAAAAAUCGAGCCCGAGAAAGCGUGGGAAGCCUCUUGCGAUUUCAUGUUUCGGCUUGCGAAGCUGGCGGUUGAAGUGCAUGGGCAAUCGGUCAAGUAUGCUUACUGUGGCCUCUUCAAUGAGCUCCUCCUCCCGAUCGCCGCAAAAGCAACAUCGCAGGUCAACACUCCUAAAUGGAGAUCCAUCGUCGAGUUGUUGCGGCCGUGGAUCAUAUCGAUGUUGGCUAAACCGAAGCAUUGGCAAACGGCGUUCCCAGUCAUGGUCGUUCUCCUCUGCGCGUCCCCGACCGAGUCGUUCAACGCGCAGUGGAUGCAGCUCACUCUGCCGUUGCAGCCCCGACUCAAAGAACGCAGCACCCGUGCCAUGGCGCUUCGAGGAAUAUGCCGCUUGGUCUGGACGUACGUCUUCCGCUCGCCGGAUUCCCAAGCCACCUCCGCGAAGAAAUUGAACGACAUCAUCCAUCUGGUCUUCCAGCCAGGCAAGCGGUCGUUCUUGUCGACGGAAUCCUCCAUUGCCGAGCCGCUGAUCCAGAUGAUCCGGAUCAUCGGUUACAAGCACCAGGAUAUCUGUUUCCGGCAGAUCCUUUUUCCUCUGAUGAACUCCGAGCAGUUGCUCGUCGGUCCGCCGAAGAGUGAGCAACUCGAACCUGAACGGAUGGUGAUUGGCAUCAGGGCGUUCCUAGCGAUCAUGGGGGAUCUCGAGAACGGAGAGCAACCUUCUUUACCAACCAGUUUCGACAACGACCCAUCUGUGGAGUCGUUUGGCGUUUCCUCGAUCCCGAUCAGCCCUAAGCCGAUCGUUCACCCCAGCUCAAAGUUGCUAACGCUCAAUGAGGGUCGGCUGUCGCGGCCAGUGCUUGUGUCCGGCUUCAGCGAAAGCACCAAAGAAUCCUACAACAUGUUCUGCAAGAUUUUAGGGAACGUGACAAUUGCGUGCGAUAACGCGUUCGGCGGACAGGCGGUUCUGGACGAAAAGUUUUCGCUCCAGACCCCCAAGACCCCCAUGGCGGAAGCCUUCAGCUUUGCGAGACGCGAUGAACAAUAUACUGGAGAUCCGCGUCAGGGAUUUUACGACCUAUUGCAUGUGGCCGUGCAGGCUCUUCCACGAUGUCUCUCACCCUUCAUUUCCUUCAAUUCUCUUAUCAAUCUCCUCUGCACAGGAACUGCUCACGUUCAAAGUGGGAUCGCAGUCUCAUCCGCUCAGUCGCUCAAGUCGAUCGCUCGACAGGGCCAUGCUCAACAAGUCACGCUUGGAUUCCAUCGAUUUAUCUUCAACUUUGAUGACCGAUACGCGACGAUUUCCGACGGUGGAAUGCUUGGUCCCGGGCACAUCGAGAACACCCUGCGACUGUACGUGGAGCUCCUUGGGAUUUGGAUCGAAGAGAUCAAAGAGAAAAUCAAGAAGGCGCAUGUCGAUUUGAUGGACGAGGGCGCCAAUGGCCGAGGAGCGCAGCUCGAUCUGAACGCGCUGUGGGCUCAUGUCGACGAAAUCGAAUCUCACGGACUGUUCUUCCUCUGCUCGCCCUCGCGUCGAGUUCGGUCUUAUGCAGUCACGGUGCUUCGGAUCAUCACCGAGUUCGACAAGGCCCUCGGGAACGUGAAGGAGUCUAAACGCAUCAUCCAGAUUAUGGAAGGAAGCUCGCAGGAGGUGGUGAACAUCAAUGAAGAGAAAUUGUCUCUUGCGGAGCGAACACGAUUGCAACGUGGGAUGAGGAAGAGCAAUACGCAGAGCACAUUGGUCGAACUCUGCAGUAGUGACUCACCCUACGACUCAACGUUGUGGUUCAAAGUCUUCCCGAAUCUUGUACGACUGAGCUUCGAAGUGUGUCCAUUCGCGGUCACAUUGACUCGGGACAUUGUCUGCAAUCGUUUGGCCCAGAUGCAUCGGACAAUUGGUAGCCUCGCCGAGGGACAAAAGAUGCCCCCCACCGUCCCUUACGACUCGAUGAACCGGAUGACCACCGGCCGUCUUGCGACAACGCCGCCCGAGGUCGUCGUCGAGCAAUGGAAACUGUACCUGAUCUUCGCAUGCACGACGCUCACCAAUAUCGGUAGUCAACCAGGUCAACCGCCUGGCCAGCAGCAUAUGCGACAAACAUCGAAAUCGCCCCAACAAGGGGACAAAAUUGCAUCCGCGGGCGAUCUCUUCACCCGGGUCAUCCCCUUCCUCGGUGCGCCGCACACGGGAACCCGCGAUGCCAUCGUCACGGGCCUCGGGUCCAUCAACGUCAACCUGUAUCGGACGCUCCUCGAGUCCAUGCAGCUAGCGGUAGGGAGCUGCCGAGAGGAUGCCAAGAUCCGCGUUGCGACGCAUCAGCGGACCGUGAGCAGCCCGCAUCGGCCGCGGCGGACCGACACGCUUCGGACCGAGAUUACCCACGUGUACAAGCUCACGUCACGGUUCGUGCAAGAUCCGAUCGUGUAUAACGAUGAGUGGGCAUUGAGUAAUUUGGCCGAUUACGCCAAAGAGCUUCGGCUGUUUCUCAGCGACGUGGAGAUCCAGAACGAGUGGGAGUUUCAGAAACUGCGCACCCAUUUCUGUGGGCUGGUGGAAGAGCUAUUUGAAGGUAUCAACAAAACCGUCGACCCGCUACGGUGGAUGCCAUUCCAGGCUCGCAAGGCUACCUUCGCGCUGAUGGAAGAAUGGUGUGGUUAUUCUCCAAAUCAAGAUCAGAUCAAAGCGAGGGAGCAUACGAUGCGGCAGUCGAUCCUGGAACGGGAGCAAGAUUUUGGGAACAAGAACAUCGUGACGGCCGCGAUUGAGAUUGAAAAGCGCGAUCUCCGCACGGCAGCAUUGAGUGCCAUGGCCUCGUUAUGUGGUGGACCGGUCAGCAUCACCACUACGAGCACGACCUUGCAAUUCGAUGUGAUGCGCAUGCUCUCCUGGAUCGAUGCCAUUUUCGACACCGUUUCGGAUCGCACACAUGCGAUCGGUCGACGCGCUCUCACUAAUCUUAUCGUCCAUAACAAAGAACAUGGAUUCUUGCUCGACCGUGCCAUUGAGAUGUGCUACAUGGCGAAGACGCCCAAGGCGCUGGCGAGCUACUUUGAAGUCGUUACUCAGGUGCUGGCCGACCGGGAGCGGUUCGCACCGCCGUUUUGGAAGAUCCUGUCGGCAGGCAUCUACACCCUAGGCAACGAGAACAGUCAGCUACGAAUGAAGUCCGCCCGACUCAUCCGCAUGCUGGAAGCGCGUACGCAAAAGAACAGUUCCAACCUCCAAGACCUGGACAUCAGCAUUUCCGACAAGACCAUUGCCGUCUACAAGCUGGCUCAAUUCGAAACCUCCCGGCGACUUGCCAAGCAGCACUCGGAACUCGCCUUCCACGUAUUCUCGGAAUUCUCCCGUUACUUCAAGGAGCUCCAUCCCGAUCACCAGCGGAACAUGGUGGCCGCCAUGCUUCCUUGGGUGCAGACGAUCAAUCUCCAAGUGGACCCGAACGGUGACCCAACUGGACAAUCCUACAUGCUUCUUGUGAACCUCUUCGAGAUUACGGUGCGGUGCGGCAACGCACUCCACAACGAAAUCCAGGCGCUAUGGCAAGCACUGGCCACCGGACCGCAUGCCGGCAACGUGCAACUCGUGCUUGACUUCAUGAUCCGACUCUGUCUGGACAAGCGCGAACAAAACUUUAUCGACUACGCCAAGCAAAUCGUGGUGCAUAUUUCCAGCACGCCCGCCGGCACGAAAAUCGUGGAGUUCUUGUUGCAGCAUAUCACGCCCAAGGAGAUGGUGCCGAACCCGGAGAAGGCGGAGCUGUUCGCGACGCCGCCCGAGGCGCAUGCGCUACCGUAUCUAGCGGAUUUGAAUCUGGUCUUGCCGAUCGGUGGAAACAAGCAGGGUGGCUAUUCUCUGGGCCAGAUCUGCCUUGUGCUGCUUGUGGAUCUGAUGGUAUCUCCCUUCCAACUUCCCAAAGAACAAAUUCCUCGUCUUCUACAAGCCAUCCUGGUGCUCUGGGAUGCGCACAUACCCCUAUUCCAGGACCAGGCUCGUGAGAUGCUCGUGCACAUGAUCCAUGAAAUCGUCUUGUCCAACGCCGACAACGACGCCAUCAACGCGGACCGCGCGUCCAUCGAAAACUUCAUCGAGAUGGUCCGGCGGCACGACGCCAAAGUCAUCUGGAGAUACGAUGACUAUAAUGGAAAGAAAGGCGAAGAAGGCGGGCUGCGAGUCCCCGAGACGAUGGUGUAUGUGGCCAACGAAGUCGUCAAAGUAUUCUCCCACGUUUAUCCCGGUGUCCGAGAACAGUGGGGGAAGUUGACGCUGCACUGGGCAACUUCCUGCUCCGUAAGGCAUCUCGCGUGUCGUUCGUUCCAACUCUAUCGAACAAUUCUGUGCACACUCGAUCCACAAAUGUUGGCCGACAUGCUGAUUCGGCUGUCGAAUACCAUCUCGGGCGAGGAGCCGGGUGUACAGACCUUCUCCAUGGAGAUCCUAACGACCUUGAAGACCAUCAUUGAAACUCUAACCCCCGAGGAUCUGUUGGAGUAUCCGCAACUGUUCUGGACGGCUUGCGCGUGUCUGGAAACGGUACAUGAACGAGAAUUCCUAGAGAGCCUUGGGAUGCUGGAGAAGUUAUUGGACAAGCUGGACCUCGCGGACCGUUCCACUCUCGACUUACUCGCCGAAUGCUACCCCCCGAAAUGGGAUGGAAACUUCGAAGGCCUACAGGAGCUUGUUUUCAAGGGUGUCCGGUCGAGUGUCUGCAUGGAGAAGUCACUUCGAGUGUUGAAUCGACUGGUCGUCCUGCCGUCGCACGAACUGAUUGGCGACGGGUCGAGGCUGAUAUUCACCUUACUUGCCAACAUUCCGAGAUUUAUGCACUCGUUCGACAUCGACUCUCCCGAUCCCAACGUAUAUCAUACCGCCGAUGUACUGGCAAAACUCGCCGACGCCCAAGGAUAUGAGGAUGUUGCUCUAGCUCUCUCAGCGCUUACGCAGCGACGAUACCGUGCUGAUAAAGACUUCCUGAUGCAAAUCAUUCUCGCUAUCCGGGCAAGUUUCUUCCCCGAUCAUGAGUUCAACUCCCUGGUGUUUCUCAUGUCGUUGCUGACCAACAAGAUCGCAUGGUUCAAGGUCAAGACCAUGCGGGUCCUUUGCGUGUUGAUUCCGGACAUCGACAUGCGGAAGCAGGAGAUCUCCAGCAAAGGUCCGGACCUGAUCGCGCCGUUAUUGCGGCUGCUCCAGACCGAGUUUUGCCCUCAAGCGCUGGAUGUUCUGGACAAUGUCAUGAGCAUGACGGCCACGCCGAUGGACAAACACCAUCUGCGGAUGAGCAUGGCGGGCUCGCAUUCCACUCGGGCCACACGUAAAGAAUACGAAAAGACUCAAAGCCUGUACGGCAUCCCCGAAGAGUCUGGGUGGUCCAUCCCGAUGCCUGGAAUUCACCGCCAAAAUACCCAAAACAACGUGCACGCCGUCUUCUAUACUUGCGCUUCCUCCGAUGCGGAGACUCCGCUGGCCGACCCCGGCUCCUCCGCCAUCGUUCUUCUUGGUGAAGAUGGCGGCGCGUACUUCCCCGAAUACCGCACCGCAACCAUGAUGUCGGACGAUACGCGUGGAGAUGGACAUGUGGCUGAACUGGUGAUGCAGCUCGAUAGCCUGGACGAUUUCUUCGACGAUGACCAGGAAGCCGGACCAUCCGAGGCGUCGACACUGGUCCCGCCGAGUCCCGCCAUGAACCGCUUCGAAUCGAUGGACUCCAACUCGCCGUUAACGUCGUCCGGCGCCCACGAAAGCAUUUACGACCAGCAGACGUUCCCCAUCCUGCAUAAGAGUCUGACUCGUAACGCGAGUAUCUCGUCGUUCCAGACGGGAUUCACGGACUCGAAGUACGGCACGUACCGCGAUCCCGUGGUCAUGACGCCGACCGCGUUCGCCGCAACCGUGCAGCCGCCACACAUCCACCAUGCAUCCACCUCGGCCGCGUCUCAACAGGUCCGCCCCGGCCUUCAUGCCCGCUCCAUAACCUCUCCCGCUGUUAACCCGCGCCUAUCGCCGGGCCAAGAAAUCUCGAUGGCAGCUGCCGGCGCCUCGGACGACAUCGACGAGUCCUUCUCGGACGACGACUAUCCCGGCGUCGUGACACGGAGCUCCACAGCACUGGGGAUGGGGUCCGAACGGCCGUUCGAUAGCAUGCUUCCGAAAAUCAAAGAGGGGACCCGAUCGGGGUUCCGGGCGGGUGUAAGGAGGCUGACUGGUGGUGGAGGAGAUGUGAAGGAGACACAGAGGCAGCGAGAGGGGAUUCGGGCGGUGUUGGGGCAGAAGAGCCCGAGGGUGCCGAAGGUGCCGGACGUGUAUCUGCAGAAUCCGAAAAGUUCGGAUCUGUGACCUUGCUAACAGUAAUACGGUAAUGGGACAUCGAUCACAGUCGGUGGAGAAUUUCAGACGCG